CCAAAAAUAUUCAGUGUCCUCAACCUAGAGUGGCACCAAACUCCUUGGUUCUGGGUGACGUUACUCAGCAGUCUCUGGAGAAAAGAGUCCAUAUUGAAGGAUAGAAGAAGCCAACAACAUAGGUGUUGAAAUGCUGCAUUUCCCUCUGGCAUCAUUUUCUGGACAGGAAAGACCACAACCACUAAAGAACACUGCCCUCAGGGGUAUAUCUGUAUUUUUUCACUAACAUGCUGUAUAUCAGGAAUAAGUUCAGGGUCCCCAGGGGAAAAGUUGUUUCUCACUGUAAUUAUCACCAUCCUGCUCUUUGAGAUGUCUCUUCUACUUCUCUAGUGACUGCCUUCAAUGUCAACAUCAGACUGAAGCACUGUGGAGGGUAUCCUGCAUCAGAAAAGGAUAAAUGCUUUAGGUGACACUGUGUUAUGUGAAUUUUAGGACAGGCAGGGGCUAUGCUGUUAAAUGUACUUUUCUCUCCUUUCCAGGUGAAGCCUGGUUUGUCUCUUAAUUCUUCAGGGCUGUUAAUUCUUCAACUCUUUUUGUUCUUGUUUAGAAACAGGAAGGGAAUUGAUUCAGCCCCAUGAAUUAUGAACCUCCUACUUCUGCUUCUGAUGCUACUGCUGCCCCGGCCAAUCUCUGGAAAGCUUAGAAUGAAAUGUCCACUGACUCUGGAACACCAGGAUGGAGAAAAACCAUGGAGCUAUUACAGACCAGGAGACCAUCUCAUUGCUGUUAUCACCAGUGGAACAAAAAUAUCUCCUAUAAUGUUCCCUUUCAAUGCAGCUCCUUCUAGUCAGUCUAAUUCUGGUCAAUAAGAAUUCCCAGCUCCUGCAAAAUCUCACACUUGGCUACGACAUCCAUGACAACUAUAUGAACACAAUUGGCACUUCAGAUGCCUUGCUGGACAUGCUCUCCACUGGAGAAGCCAAUGUUCCCAACUACAGCUGUGGAAGGAAGGACCACCUUUUGGCUCUUAUUGAUGGAACUGUCAGGGAUAUCUCCAUCCAGAUGUCAACGUUAGCAGACACCUACAAAGUCCCACAGAAGACAUCAUUUAUGUCAAAGUCCGGAGAAGAUGCACUCAGAAAUCUCCACUGAAGACCAAAGUGGAAAGAAAUUGGAUCUGGUACCAAUAUAACCACCAUCUUUACACUUUGAUGAAUACUCUGGACCAUGCCUUGAAUGCUGCAUAUUCCUCCAUAUCCAAGAGGAGAAGAAAAGAGGGAGAAGAGAAGCUGGGGACUCAAAGGCUGCAGCCAUGGCAGUUCCAUCCAUUUCUGAAGAAGAAUGAGUUUUGCAAUCUUUCCCACAAGAAACUGUACUUGGACCAAAAUGGUGAUGUGGCAGCAGAUCUGAACAUCAUAAGCUUCAUAGUUCUCUCCAGAGAGGAUCCCAUUAGAAAGCAACUGGGGAGUUUUGAAAGACAGAGACUUAUUAUCAAUCAAGAUGCUCUUUCACAGCUAAAGUUGCUCAAUAAGUCUUUGCCUCAGUCCAAAUGUGUGGAAAAUUGUCAUCCUGGAUUUUUCAAGCAAGCUCGAAAAGGAGAGCCAGUAUGCUGUUAUGACUGUAUUCCUUGUCCAGAAGGGACCAUCUCCACUCAGGAAGAUACUGAAAAAUGCACCAAGUGCCCAGAUGAUCAAUAUCCAAACGAGAGCAGAGUCCAAUGUAUCCCGAAAAGAAUAACCUUCCUCUCCUAUGAAGAACAUCUGGGCAUCAUCCUGGUGUCCAUUGCCCUACUCUUGUUCCUAACCACAGGAUUCAUUUUAUUCAUAUUCCUUAAAUACCUAGAAACUCCCAUUGUCAAAGCCAACAACCGGGACCUCUCUUACAUUCUCCUGGUCUCCCUCUUGCUUUGCUUCUUGUCCUCCUUUUUCUUCAUUGGACGACCAAGGAAAGCCACCUGUCUUCUCCGACAAAUGGUGUUCAGCAUUGUCUUCUCAAUAGCUGUGUCAUCUGUGUUGGCCAAAACAAUCACAGUGGUGCUGGCCUUCCUGGCCUCAAAACCAGGGAACAAAAUGAGAAGAUGGUUGGGGAAGAGCUUGGCCAAUUCCAUCAUCCUUUCUGGUUCUGCUGGCCAAAUUUUCAUCUGUGCCUUAUGGCUGGCAAUUUCUCCCCCAUUCCCUGACUCUGACCUCCACUCCCAGCAUGGAGCGAUCAUCCUUCAAUGCAAUGAAGGCUCUGUCACCAUGUUUUAUGUUGGCCUUGGCUAUAUGUGUUUCCUAGCUGUCAUUUGCUUCACUGUAGCUUUCCUGGCUAGGAAUCUGCCUGGGGCCUUCAAUGAAGCCAAGCUGAUAACCUUCAGCAUGCUGGUCUUCUGCAGUGUUUGGAUCUCCUUCGUGCCCACUUACCUGAGCACCAAAGGAAAGUCCAUGGUGAUUGUUCAGGUCUUCUCCAUCUUGGCCUCCAGUGUUGGACUGCUGGGUUGCAUCUUCUUCCCAAAGUGCUUCAUUAUUAUCCUGAGGCCAGAUCUAAACACUAAGGAACAUCUCAUGAUAAAAGUACAGAAAUGACAGUGAAAUUGUUUCUUAGGCUUAUCACAUUUAAUUUUUUCAUUGCAGCUAUUGGUGUUUUGUAUCCUUCCUUUGAAUCAAUGUGACAAUUAAAGCUUUUUAAAAGAGAAGGAAAUAAACAUAUUAAGAGUAUAAUGUUAAUGACAUUAAAUUCCAACAUAAUCAUCAAUUAGUAAAAUAAACCAAUUAAUAAUUGAAAUUGUCAUACAUGCAGGAAUGAACAAGCUCAGAAAUAAGACUCUCCUUCCAAUGGGAUUUUAUCUGCUUUCCAGUUUUGUGCAAAUGCAAUUCUAGCCGCUGUUAUUAUAUGAAUAAUCAAAUAUGUAUCUUCUUUACUAUAAUUCUCUGGUAAAAUUCCCAAUAAGAAUAUCUCUGCUUUUAACUC
Molecule: messenger RNA, 2889 nt
Organism: Pantherophis guttatus
Lineage: Eukaryota; Metazoa; Chordata; Lepidosauria; Squamata; Colubridae
Source: RefSeq, a predicted model, not a curated record